CUCGCGAAAGUUGUCACUUUCCGUUUAAACGUGAAUCUGUGCAAUAGAUAACGGCUGACCUGUUAGCGAGGUCGGAUGGUUUUAAACUGCAACCCAUUUAUAGAUAAGAACCAUAAUAACACGCUGCAUGCCGGGAGUUGCUAUGUUAGACGACGACAGUGUCCUGCUGUCAAAACAGUUCGUGCGGUGGUGGUGACCAAAGCUGUGAUCAUGGCGUUGACCCGGCUAGAACGGGCCCAGGCAUGGAUUCUGAGUGCGUGCACGGGCGUGCUCUUUGCUCUCUUUCGGCUCCUCUCUCCCCGGCGGUCCCGUGGAUUCACCAAACUUAUUCCGGUCACCAACCCUCUGCUGAUGAUGUCUGCGAUGCAGCUCGCGCAAAGGAUUCGUCGGAGAGAGGUGUCGAGCGUGGAGGUGGUGCAGGCCUACAUUGACAGGAUUCAGGAGGUGAACCCGCUGCUCAACGCUAUGGUGCAGGACAGGUUUGCAGCAGCGUUGCUAGAGGCAGCCCAGGUGGACAAGCUGAUCGAGGAGGAGACCGGGGGAGAGGAUGUUCUGGAGGAUAGACUUCCCCUGCUGGGGGUCCCCCUCACUGUCAAAGAGGCCUUCGCUCUACAGGGCAUGCCUAACACGGCAGGUGUGGUUUCCCGGCGCGGGGUCCUUUCAGUGGGGGACGCCCCUCCCGUAGCCCUGUUAAAGAGGGCCGGGGCUAUCCCCCUGGGGGUCACCAACUCCAGCGAGCUCUGCAUGUGGUCCGAGUCCCACAACCACCUAUACGGCAUUUGCAAUAACCCCUACGACCUGGAGAGGACCCCAGGCGGCAGCUCAGGUGGAGAGGGGAGUAUACUUGGAGGUGGAGCAUCAGUGAUCGGGAUAGGUUCUGACAUCGGUGGAAGUAUCCGUAUGCCGUGCUUCUUCAAUGGCGUUUUUGGCCAUAAAACCACACCAGGUGUAAUAUCUAAUGAUUGUCAGUACCCCCCUGCCUCUGGUCGUCAUGAGGACUACCUCAGUACUGGCCCCAUGUGUCGCUAUGCUGAGGACCUUCUGCCCAUGCUCAGGAUCAUGGCUGGACCCAAUGCUCACAAAUUGUCUUUGUCCAUUGAGGUGGAUCUGAGGAACCUGCGUUUCUUCUCUAUCCCUCACGAUGGAGGCUCUCCUCUGGUGAGUGCUGUAGAUGAACAGCUCCUUCAAGCCCAGAGGAGGGUGGUGGAGCGGCUCGAGUCUGACCUAGGGGUCAAGGUUCAGGAGGUGCGUCUCUCUGGGCUCAAAUAUGGCUUCCAGAUCUGGGAUACGUACAUGGGGCUCCCCAACAAGGAGGGCAAGCGCCCCACACCCUUCCAAGUGUUGAUGGGGGAACCAGGGAGGCCGGUGUGGCCAGUGUGGGAGCUGGCCAAGUGGAUGAUGGGAAGGUCCCCUCACACCAUGGCUGCUAUUGGCCUGGCCUUGGUAGAGAUGACCAGCUCAUCCAAGCCCUCUCCCUUCAUCCUGAAGCAGAAAGAGAAGCUCCAGAAGGAGAUUGAGGAGCUGUUGGGUACAGACGGGGUUCUCCUGUACCCCACCCACCCUCACCUCGCCCCCAAACACCACCACCCCCUCUUCACACCCUUCAACUUCGCCUACACAGGGGUCAUCAACAUCCUGGGGCUGCCUGUGACCCAGUGCCCUCUGGGGUUGAGUGUAGAGGGUCUUCCCCUGGGGGUGCAGGUGGUGACCGGGAAGCUCCAGGACCGCCUGUCACUAGCCAUGGCCCUCUACCUGGAGAAGACCUACGGAGGCUGGAGAGACCCUGGAGCCGCCUGACCUGCAUCUAUAAAGCAUUGCAGAGUAGGAGUGCUGAUCUACUACGAUCAGUUUGGCUUUUUUAAAUCAAAAUAAACGAGUUACAUGAACAGGGAGGACCUGAUCCUGGAUCAGCACUCCUACUCUAAGACGCUUUAUGGAUAGUGGCCCUGACCUGAGGACCACUGGGCCAUGUUUAGUAUGAAAGGUGGUCAAACGUUGCAGAUAGUAAUGUCAUGAAUAGAACUCACAUGAUUCCUUAUUCUACAAGUCACAGGCAUGUUUGUGCUACAUAAUAUUUGUAUCUAAAUGUUUUGCCCCGCUGAACGUGCCCCACACUGGCUGAUGGAGGUAGAGGUUGUCCUUACCCAUUUUUAAUGAGGAAUGGUAGAAUUGGGUGUAGGAUAAUCUGAUCCUAGAUCGCUGGUUAAGGGAAGGAAGUAGGAAGAAUGUCCCUAACCACUGAUACAGGGGUGUGUUUACUAGCCUUGUGCUCAGAAUAGCUCUGUCUUACACACACAGUACACACUAUUCAGCACUUAUCCCAAUGGAACUGUUUGGUUUAAUGACCUCUCACUGAAAAAUGAAUGUCUGUCUGUUUUUCUGCCAUGCACUGAAAGCUAAUGUUAUUGGCACAAAGAAUGUCUAGUCAGCCAUGAUUGACUUUUGUACUAUCAAAGUCCCACCCACCCACUCCGAUCGAUCUUACUACUAAUGUCAAUCUUUAUCUUUUGCAAAAUGACAGGAAUGCAGAUCCUAAAAGCCAGUACUUUUGAACAAGAAUACUGUAUUACUCGAAUCCAAUCUUUGUGCAUUUCACUGGUUCGAUUAGUAAAGACCUUUUUAAAAAGAA
This is a messenger RNA of Salmo salar (Atlantic salmon), 2629 nucleotides long. RefSeq names its product fatty acid amide hydrolase 2b (gene faah2b). The record is from RefSeq and is a predicted model, not a curated record. Gene Ontology annotation, cellular component: endomembrane system. NCBI's taxonomy places the organism in Eukaryota, Metazoa, Chordata, Actinopteri, Salmoniformes, Salmonidae.